This is a messenger RNA of Aaosphaeria arxii CBS 175.79, 1175 nucleotides long. RefSeq lists its product as uncharacterized. The transcript has a single exon. Lineage: Eukaryota; Fungi; Ascomycota; Dothideomycetes; Pleosporales. The coding region runs from base 157 to 867 and encodes 236 amino acids. The record is from RefSeq and is a predicted model, not a curated record.
AGAAGAAAAGCCCUCAUGCGCACACUGUAUAAAGUUAGAUGAUGAUUGCGAGUACCCUUAACUCGGCGAGCAGUUCAUAGCCUGGGAGUGUUGGAAGACUUACCACGUCUCUGGCUAGUGCCAGUGAACCCGUCUGCGCUGACUACUCAGCACGUCAUGUUAUGUAUCAAGGUGGCCAUACCCUUCAUACAUCCUGAUUCGACGUUCGAAAGAGGCAAUCCGAACCUUAUCCAUGUUCCGGCAGAGGUACAUCAGAGAACAAAUUCAGCAGCUGACCUAAUCUGCCCACCCUAUAUUAGGGGGAUGCAGCUUUUAUGGCCAAGUGAUAAUGCCAAUUGUCCGAAUAUAGUCGCCUCUCAUCCGAUGCAGACCCUCGAUUAUUGCGCACAUUUCAUACGUACUUUAUUCAUGAUACCCAUACGUACGCGCAUGAAGCGAGUCAAGUAUUUUAUUCGUAGACAGACAUCAUGUAUGGGAAUUUUUCAUUGCAACUUGCAUGUCACGACCUGCACGCGUUGCAUCAUUGGCAGUCUCCACAUGGAUGCUAUCGAUGUGACAGCUUCCGAGUAUAGGGGCAUGUUUUACGGUAGUGUAUUAACGCACCCCACAGUUGAGGCUUGCAUAUUAACUUACGUUCCCCAUAUUUUGGGAGAUCGUCUUGUCCCUGAUCACUUUUUCACUCGUGACGCACUUGAUGGACGGUUUUAUUCGACAACAGGCGAGAUCACCCUUGUUCCGGGAAUGAAUCAUCUUGGAGAGCCGGGCCGCCACAGUUUAAUACCAUACAAAUCUUGUCUUCGCCUCAUUAAUGUGACCAGAUAUUUAAUAUACCCACAGCAGCAUGAUGGCAAUGUACCCUCCGCGUAGUGGGAAACAUAGCACGCCCAAGCUUUCUAUUAAGUGUCAUACAAGGUACAGCCAUGGUAAUAAUUCUUCCGCACUUACGACGGCCAUGGAUGUACCGAAGAGAGUGUGUGUGAUCGACCGCGAUUUAAAAGGUUCUCAUUCCAAUGGUAAUCGUAGGUGUCUGCGACCGGUAUCGACUCUAUCACUAGGCCUUGCGCAACUGAGCGAAAAUGCGUGGAUACUUCUUGCCUCUCUUAGCUACGGCCGCUCUAACAAGAGCGUCCGGUACGAUUGAACUGCUUGAACUUCAUUAUCACUGAUACUGACCU